This is a messenger RNA of Syngnathus typhle (broad-nosed pipefish), 3853 nucleotides long. RefSeq names its product XK, Kell blood group complex subunit-related family, member 6b (gene xkr6b). The record is from RefSeq and is a predicted model, not a curated record. The transcript has 3 exons. The coding region runs from base 1 to 1728 and encodes 575 amino acids. Gene Ontology annotation, cellular component: plasma membrane. Gene Ontology annotation, biological process: apoptotic process involved in development; engulfment of apoptotic cell; phosphatidylserine exposure on apoptotic cell surface. Lineage: Eukaryota; Metazoa; Chordata; Actinopteri; Syngnathiformes; Syngnathidae.
AUGGCUGCCAAGUCCGAUGGCCGCGGGGUCAUCACCGGCUUCGCCCAGCUGCGCAACCUGGACGAGGUGGUGGGCGCCGGGGAGGAGGGGCCCGACAACAGCAGCUCCUUCCACAUCUGCCACUGCUGCAACACCUCGUCGUGCUACUGGGGCUGCCGGAGCGCCUGCCUGCACUACCUGCGGGCCAGGCGCAGGGAGGCGGCGCGGCCACCGCACGAGGAGCAGCGACUCUGGCUGGACUGCCUGUGGAUCGUCCUGGCCCUGCUCGUCUUCUUCUGGGACGUGGGCAGCGACGUGUGGCUCGCCGCCUACUACUACCGCAGCCGGGACUUCCUGUGGUCGGCCGUGACCCUCUUCUUCGUCCUGGUGCCCUCGGUGCUGGUGCAGAUCCUCAGCUUCAGGUGGUUCGUGCAGGAUUACACGGAGGGCGCGCUGGGCUCGGUGCAGGGGCUGAGUAGCCGCCGAGCCGCCGCCAGCCUGCAGCGGGACCGCUGCUGCCGACUGUCCGUGUGGCUCUGGCAGAGCGCGCUGCACGUCUUUCAAUUGGGACAGGUGUGGAGGUACGUCCGCACCAUGUACCUGGGGGUCCAAAGCUACCGGCAGAAGGAGAACCAGCGGCGCUUCUACUGGGCCAUGAUGUACGAGUACGCCGACGUCAACAUGCUGCGACUGCUGGAGACCUUCCUGGAAAGCGCCCCCCAGCUGGUGCUGCAGCUUUGCAUCAUGAUCCAAAGCAACAAGGCCGAGUGGCAGCAGUGUUCUUCGGUGUUGUCGUCCCUCCUGUCCCUGGCCUGGGUGCUGGCGUCCUACCACAAACUCCUGCGCGACUCGCGCGACGACAAGAAGAGCAUGAGCUACCGCGGCGCUGUGGUGCACCUCUUCUGGCGCCUCUUCACCAUUUCCUCCCGGGUGCUGUCCUUUGCCCUCUUUGCCUCGGUUUUCCACAUCUACUUUGGCAUUUUCGUGGUGCUCCACUGGUGCGCCAUGGCCUUCUGGGUCAUCCACGGCGGCACCGACUUCUGCAUGUCCAAGUGGGAGGAGGUGCUGUUCAACAUGGUGGUGGGGGUGGUCUACGUUUUCUGCUGGUUCAAUGUGCAGGAAGGGCGGACGCGUUUGCGGAUGGUGCUCUAUUACACCGUGGUACUGUUAGAGAACGCCGUUCUGAGCGGGCUCUGGUACGCCUACCGCGACCCGGCCACCACCGACGCCUUUGCCUCUUAUGCCCUCUGCAGCGUCUUCCUGUGCUUUGCCUCAGGUGUGGCCUGCAUGGUGCUCUACUACGGGGUCCUGCACCCCAUGGGCCCCCGGCUGAGGGUCCUGGCAAGCUCCUGUUGCGCAGAACUGCUCUGGGGGCUGCCGUUGCCCCCCGAGGCCGAGCCCAUGGCGCCCACGCCGGGCCCGCGCGGCUCUCAGGCCACGCCCACGCGGGGCCCGGCGGGCGAGCAAGCGGAGUCGGACGAAAGCAUCGCCGACUCCUGCCUUCCCGUUUUCCAGGUGCGCUCCGCCGAGCCGGUGGACUCUUCCGGCCGCCCCGUCCGCCCCGAAGGCCCCCUCAUCAAGAUAGACAUGCCUAGGAAACGCUACCCGGCCUGGGAUGCGCACUUUGUGGAUCGGCGCCUGCGCAGGACCAUCAACGUGCUGCAGUACGUGAGUCCCAACGCGGUGGGCAUCAGGUACAGGGACGGCCCCCUCCUCUACGAACUCCUGCAGUACGAAUCGUCCUUCUGAAGGGCCCGCCCCUCGGAGCCUCGGUCCACCUUUGUGAGACCUUUCACUCUUUUAUUUGGGGAGAAAUGAGCAAACCAAAACACACGGCAGAGCGGACGGAUAUCACAGGCCCAAUCCCGUUGGGCCUGUGGAGGAGUGUAUAGAUAACACAUGAAUGUUUCAUGAUGAAAUUGCUCUCAUGCAUUAUUCCGUAGAGCGACUCGCGUGAAGGGCAAGGCGGGCGAGGCGGGCAAGCCGGACGCUUUGCCGUCCGACACGGGGAAUGUUGGAGGAGCGCGUCAGAAGAGGGUGAUGGCCUUUUGCACGUCCGACUUUCACUGCCAUUCUUUAUGUAAAUAAGGCCAACAUUGAUCGUGUUUACCGAGACCCUCGAGAGGGGGGGGGGGGGGCGCCGCCAUCCCGGCCGUUGCUAUUUCUGCUCCAAAAUCCUCAAUCGUAAUCACAUCAUGUAUGGUGAGAGAGGCAAAGAGAAGCACACUGACCUUCAAUCAGUUCCACCCUUUCAUGAUAUCUUUUCAUUGCACAUCGCCCUCUAGUGGAGGAAAGGCACAAUUGAAAAGGGCCAUCAAUGUAGCUGAACGGAAACACCAUUUGAAACACAUUGCAGGUUGCGUCAUCGGGCAAACACGGCCGUCCGCGAACCCUCCACCAUUCCCUUCGCAUUUUUCUUUCAUUCUUGACAAAUGCUUUUUGCAUUGUUGACAAACCAUUUUCCAUACCUGUGGACAACGCACAGCAAGAGCGCUUCUGCAAGAAGCUCCUUCUCCUCAGUCCUUGUUGUGCCUUCUAACGUUCGGGGUGCUUCGGUCCAGGCCGGUCCGGUCCGCAAAUCGCGAGGCCUCCUCCUUUACAUAACCCGUGUUCCUCGAUCCUCGCCAAAUCCCAGCUGCUUUUCUCGCUGCGUUUGCUUUGGACCAGAUGACGACUUUCUUGAGACCCCCGACAACUUGUCGUCAUUCCUCGGUUUUUGUUGGCAGAUGAAGAAAAAGAACAAAAACAUGUUCAAUGCAAAUAAUGACCAAUCCACAGCCAAACUGUUUAUGAACUUCAUUGUUUGAAAAAAAACUUGAGAUGGUCUCGGGGAGGUCACGGAAGGCCGCCCCUGUGAGGAUAAAUUGGAAACCCGCUGGGUUAAAAAUUGCUCAACGCUCCGGUCAAUGAUUGUUGACCAUUUUUUUAUGCAUUUGCCAGUUUUCUUCCGCUUCCAAAAAAAAACCAAUCUGUCUGUCAGCAUAAAACAAAAAAGUGCUGUGCAGCAGCAGCAGCAGCAGCAGCAGCAGCAGCAGCAGCAGCAGCAGGGUGUGCUCUGAUGUCUCCGUCCGUCACAGCACAGGAAAAAGAACGAAUGCAUUUACAAGCUGGUGCUGAACCAACUCAUCCAGUGGUGCUAAUGCCAAGUUCACUUUUGGGGCUUUCUCAAGAGCAUCAAAACAAAAGAAAAAAAAAGGGAGACAGCCCAGAAACAACUAGCCGUGAUGCUCUCAAGCGCCAGCACCUCAAUCUACACACUGAAUCUACCGCAAAACUCUCGAUGGUGCCAUUUUUAUUUGCCACAGCUCGUCUUCACGUGGUCUUACGAUGUUCGCGGCAUACACUUGUUUUGUGUUUCUUUUUAUCUGGGACAAUGAGAAGAUGGAGUUCGGAGCACAAACUACAGAUGGAAAUUUCAAAAAAAAAAAAAAAAAAAAAAGUCUAUUAUAUACCUAGAACGUGAUUGCUGUGUUGUAACUUCCUGUCAUCUAUAUGUCCUUUUAUCUGUGUGUAUCUAAUUUUUAUUUUUUAAUAAUCGUAGACUUGGCUGUGACAUUUUAUCGGAACAUGGAUUUGAUAUUGCAACCGAGCAACUAUGGGUGUCAUGUCAAUUGCUGCUAAUUUACAAAUGGUUAUGAAAAAAACAAUUGUUGCUUUUCUUGAUAUUCCCUCAAUUUCCAGGUUGUGUUAGCUUGUGGGUGUGUUUUUGAGUAAUCUCUGGGUUAUAUGAUUUCCAUGGAUGCCAUAUAUAUGUACAUAUAUAUAUAUAUAUGACACGGUGUGAGGAUAUUUUGUGCUGGUUAAAUAUAAGUAUGAUUAAAUAAUUCAUGGGGAUGGGGAGAGAGGGGAAAAAAAGCAAGGCUGAUGUCCAGUA